AUGAAAGCCGCCCGCUACUACGGCAAAGAAGACAUCCAGAUCAAAGACGACAUUCCCAUCCCCGAAUGUGGAGACGAUCAAGUUCUGAUCCAACCUGCUUUUGUGGGCGUGUGCGGGACGGAUUUGCAUGAGUACAUGGGCGGACCAAACUUCUCCCCAACAUCUGCGCACCCCGUCACAAAAGAGAAAAUCCCCAUCACCAUCGGCCAUGAAUUCUCCGGCACGAUCAAGUCCUUCGGCAAAAACGUCACAGGCCUCACCGUCGGUCAACAAGUCGCCAUCCAACCCACCAUCUUCUGCGGCCAAUGCGGUGCCUGCGGCGUCAACGCCGAAAACGCCUGCCCCUCAGGCGGCUUCAUCGGCCUCUCGGGCGGCGGCGGCGGCAUGUCCGAAUUCGUCACCGUGCCCCACCGCGCCGUCUUCCCCCUCCCCGCAUCCGUACCCCUCGACAUCGGCGCUCUCGUCGAACCCCUCGCCGUAGCCUGGCACGCCGUCGACGCCAGUCCCAUCGCCGAAUACCCCGCCGGCGCCGAGCCGAAAUGUAUGGUCCUCGGCGGUGGACCGAUCGGACUAGCCGUCGUGCAGGUGUUGUUGGCACGCGGAUGCAGCACGGUGAUAUGCGUAGAGGUGGCGAAGAAGAGACAACAAUUCGCGAAAGAUUUCGGAGCGAGUCAUGUCCUCGACCCGACGAAGGAGGAUAUCGCGACGAAAGCGCUGGAGAUAUGCGGCGGCAAGAACGGGCCGGAUAUCAUCUUCGACUGCGCUGGCGUGCCGCAGUCCCUUGAAACGGCUUGCAAGUCCGUCCGUUCACGAGGGACGGUCAUCAAUGUUGCGAUUUGGGAGAAGGAAGUGCCGUUUAAUCCGAAUUGGUUGGUGUUUCGCGAGGCGAGUUACAAGGCCGUCCUGGGGUAUCAGGCGAAAGACUUCCUGGGGGUGGUGGAUGCGUUGGGAGAAGGGAGGUUGAAGCCGCAGGGGAUGAUUACGAGUAAAGUCAAGAUGGGGGAAUUGGUGGAGAAGGCGUAUUUGCCGUUGAUUCAUGAGAAGGAUGAGCAUGUUAAGAUUUUGGUGGAUAUGCAGGGGAGUUUAUAG
Molecule: messenger RNA, 1089 nt
Organism: Zymoseptoria tritici IPO323
Lineage: Eukaryota; Fungi; Ascomycota; Dothideomycetes; Mycosphaerellales; Mycosphaerellaceae
Exons: 4
Coding region: 1-1089 (362 amino acids)
Biological process (GO): butanediol biosynthetic process
Cellular component (GO): cytoplasm
Molecular function (GO): zinc ion binding; (R,R)-butanediol dehydrogenase activity
Source: RefSeq, a predicted model, not a curated record